Messenger RNA from Acanthopagrus latus (yellowfin seabream), 7667 nucleotides. RefSeq names its product axin 1 (gene axin1). The transcript has 14 exons. Gene Ontology annotation, biological process: negative regulation of canonical Wnt signaling pathway. Lineage: Eukaryota; Metazoa; Chordata; Actinopteri; Spariformes; Sparidae. The record is from RefSeq and is a predicted model, not a curated record. The coding region runs from base 1711 to 4320 and encodes 869 amino acids.
ACAUGACAGACUCGACUUCCUCCCUCCGACAAACACACGAACCACGUGAGCUGUUGAGACAGGCUACGUGGAUGCACGCGCUGCCGUAACCUGACCACCAGGGGGGGCUGUUACCUGCCGUGUGCGCACAGCGUGUGUCCGUGUCGAUGGCAGCUUCCAGCAGCAGAGGUCUCUGCUCGCCUCCCUGCAGUGUCAGCAACAACAAAGAGGCACAAAGGAGACAAAUGCAGCCAACUCUGGGAGUCUUUGCCGGCGUAGCAUGAGGAGAAAAUUGGUCAUUGUGAGGAGGGUAUGCUGGACCCUGACCCCGGCCACAACCAGACGCGUGAGUGUGAAAUCCAGUUUGAAAGGUAAGCAGCAGAUAAAGCUACAUGACAAAGGCAAUAUCAUCUCUCCCCCUCUCUCCCAAAUGUCUUUUCAUCCAUCUUUCCCCUCCUUUAUUUGCAUUCACCCCCUCAAUCAGUGGGCUGCUCUCACAACUUCAUACGGCAGAUGGAUGCAAGUGUAAAUAAAAUAUCACUUAAUAAUUCAGCUCAUCGAAAAGCCUUCAGGGCUGACACGUGAAAUGUCCAAAAUAAUAAUUUGAUGUGGCACGACUCUGCUUCAUUUACGUUUCUCUCUUUUUUUUCUUGCUUAAUGCGUACGGAGCAAUUAGGUGCACAUCACUCAUGCCUGUUGGGUCUGUUACCAUAGCUACAAUACGAUUGUGCAGACAAUCAUCUGGUCCUUGUUUCCUCCAAUGGGGUCGCACGGCUGGAGCUGCAAUAUAAAGUAAAGAUGCUCAUCUUUCAGCAACACACGAGUAAGAGUCAGAAACAGGUAUAUGAGUACGAGAAAGUAUUGCAGAGUGGCAGGCAGGGGACUGCGCCCAGUCAUGGCGGACCACAGAAACAAGAUCCGACGAGCAUCACAGCAGGAGAGGAAGAUGUGGCCUCAAUUAAAUGGAGCUCCAAAUCCCUUCAAUCAGAACAUCUGAGGAAAAGAUGCGUUCAGGGACAGUCGUGGAAGAGCUUUGAGGCCAGGCUUGUUGAAAUCAAAGGCCCGAGAGCUGAUAUCAUUUUUUUUUUUUUUUUUUUUGCAGGCUGUCUGUAUCAUUCUGAGAAAAAAUAAACGUGGUCAGUUAAUCUGCGGCUCGGAAAAGGACAACAGCCAAUGCAGCAUGUUCAAGCUGCCCCCCCACUGGGCGGCCCAUGAGCCUGUCGAUAUGGUGGUUUGAUGUUGGAUGGAAAAUAAGAACCCCCCACAACAAACAGAGAGGGCUGGAACAGAGAGACUGGAACAGAGAAAGAGAGGGUAGAAAGGGAAGAACCAUCGACAGAUGGACUCUGUUGUGAUUAAAGAUGGCGGCAGUCUUCACUGCAGACUACGAAGGACUAUACUCGAUCCAUAGAAAAGCGGUGGGAGUUGUCUGCGAUUCAACACAACAGAACCAAGAAACGCUCUGUAAGGAACAAAUGGAUGGCAAAGACAAUCUGUCAUGGCGACACUCUGCUUUGGCCAGGCCUUCGCAAGUCGAGGUGAUGAGAGGGAUGUUUCCAAUUCUGCAACCUGAUGUGCUCAAUAACCGUGCGAUGGAAUCCUCACUAAAUGGAUGUACAGCUGGAGGAUGUGUGAGGAAGACAAUCAAACUCAAGGAGUUUUUUUGCAGUGGCAUAAGUAGAGGUCUGGAUCUAGAAGUCGUGCAGCGUGGGCUCUACGGGGACGCAGUUUAUGGAUGCUGGGACUAUGAGCAUAAGCGACAAAAGAGGCUACUUAGCAGCAGACCUGGGAGGCAGCUUCACUGAGGAUGCACCCAGACCUCCAGUCCCAGGGGAAGAGGGCGAGCUGGUGUGCAGCGAUGGACGCCUAUACAGCAACCUCGGCUUCUCCUCAAAGAGCGAGAGCCUCAAAAGCGAGGCGUCCGUGGCUACGCCCAGGCGACCUGACCUGGACCUGGGUUACGAGCCGGAAGGGAGCGCUUCCCCUACACCACCCUACUUAAAGUGGGCCGAAUCUCUUCACUCCCUCCUGGAUGACCAGGAUGGCAUCCAUCUGUUUAGGACGUUCCUCAAGCAGGAGGAGUGUGCCGACAUGUUGGACUUCUGGUUUGCGUGCAGUGGCUUCCGCAAACUCGAAGCCAACGAGGGCAAUGAUGAGAAGAAGUUGAAACUGGCGAAAGCGAUCUAUAAGAAAUACAUCCUGGACAACAAUGGGAUCGUUUCCCGACAGAUCAAACCAGCUACCAAGUCCUUCAUCAAAGACUGUGUCACGAAGCUCCACAUUGACCCUGCAAUGUUUGACCAGGCUCAGACUGAGAUACAGACUAUGAUGGAGGAGAACACCUACCCUUUAUUUCUUAAGUCUGACAUAUAUUUGGAAUAUACACGGACAGGAGGAGAGAGCCCCAAGCUGUACAGCGAUCAGAGCUCUGUUUCCGGGAAUGGAAAGGGCCUGUCGGGUUAUUUACCGACUUUAAACGAAGACGAGGAGUGGAGAUGUGACCAAGAGCCGGAGGAGCAGCCUGAGUGCGACCCCACGCCGAGCAACCGGCUUACUCAGAAGCUGCUAAUGGAGACGGCGCCGCAGCGUGUUGCCAGCAGCGCGAGAUUCCAGGACAGUCACGAGUACAGGCAUGCACCAUGUCGGGAGCCCAUCAACCCGUACUAUGUCAACACUGGUUAUGCCAUGGCUCCUGCCACCAGCGCCUACGACAGUGAGCAGCAGAGUAUGUCCAGCGACGCAGACACAGUUUCCCUCACCGACAGCAGUGUAGAUGGGGUUCCACCCUACAGAUACCGCAAGCAGCAUCGCCGGGAGAUGCACGAAAGUGCCAAAGCAAAUGGGCGAGUGCCACUACCUCAUAUUCCGCGCCCAAACCGGAUUCCAAAGGAUAUACAUGUGGAGCCGGAGAGGUUUGCUGCAGAGCUGAUCAGCAGGCUGGAGGGUGUGCUGAGGGAGCGCGAGGCUGAGGAGAAACUGGAGGAGCGGCUGAAGAGAGUACGACUGGAAGAAGAAGGUGAUGAAGUCAUGUCUGUAGCAACAUCAUUUUACAGUCACAGGCUCCCCCCUGGUGCUUAUCCGCAGAAUUACAACCCGCGCUACGCUGACGCGACCUACCCUUUAAUGAGAGAUGCUCACGAGGAGAACCCUGAGAGCAUCCUGGACGACCACGUCCGGCGCGUCAUGAAGACUCCCGGCUGCCAGUCACCGGGCACCGGCCGCCACUCCCCGAAGUCGCGCUCACCUGACGGGCUACCAGGGGGCAAAGGGAUGGGACUUGGAAUGGCGCUGACCUCGGGCCAGGGUAAACAUCAAUCCAGACACGGUCUGAAGGGCGACACCAGCCACCUGUACCACCACAAACACGUGCACCACAUCCACCACACAGGCGUGGGGAAGCCGAGAGAGCAGGUGGAGGCUGAGGCAGCCAUGCGCGUGCACGGCGGCUUUCCCUGGAGCGCGGAGGCGAGUCAUUACGGAUCCAAGUCUCGCAGCUACGCAGACGGCAUGGGAUCCAGCUCGAUGGAGCAUGCAGGGUAUAGCAGCAAAGGUGGCGCACAGUGUAAAAGAGCGUUCAAGAAAGGUGAGGAGGUGCGGCCUUAUGACAUGCCGGCGCCUGCAGAGGAGAUGGAGAAAAACCAGAAGAUCCUUUUGUGGCUGAUGGAAGGACAGAAGGAAAUGGUUCAACAUAAGAGGAGCCCGUACGGGAGCACCACUGGGUCCAAGAGGACAACAGGCCACGAGGGAUCCCGCCUGAGUUCGGCGGAGCGACCGGGGCCGGUGCACCCGUGCGUCGGCACCCAGCUGCGUAACAACGUGCAGCCGUCCCACCCUUUCAUCCAGGAUCCCACCAUGCCCCCCAACCCGGCUCCCAGCCCCCUCAUCCAGCUGGAGGAGGUGCGCCGGCGGCUUGAGGAGGAGAAGAUAAAGUCUGGGACGAUACAGCCCAAGCAAAGGUAUGUGAUGGAGGUGAUCCAGAGGGGUCGCACCGCAGUCAGGCCUGCACUGUUCCCUCCGCUCAGCGUGGUGCCCGCCGUUUCUGACAGCGAGCUCUCCGAGCCCGAACAUAAAGCCACUAAAAAGCAGCCGUGUGAGAACAUCACUGUGGCGUAUUACUUCUGUGAGGAGCUCAUACCGUACAGGACGUCUGUCAAAGGGAGGAUCGUCACACUGGGACAGUUCAAAGAACUGCUAACGAAGAAAGGAAAUUACAGGUAUUAUUUCAAGAAGGUAAGCGAUGAGUUUGACUGCGGGGUGGUGUUCGAAGAGGUACGCGAAGAUGACGCUAUAUUGCCCAUCUUCGAGGAGAAGAUUAUCGGGAAGGUCGAAAAAAUCGAUUGAAGUGUGAACGUUGAAGGAGAAAGAGUCGAAAAGAAGCCGGCGCGUGAUAGGUCGAGGAGCGACUGGAAGGUCGAGGAGCAAUUGGAAGGCGAAGAGGAAGUGCUGUGGGAUUGAAACCCGGAGGAGCGAAGCAGAAAGUGAUACAGGAGAAGUGGAUCUGAAGCGAAGCAGUGACCACAGCUGAUGACUUUUUAAUGCUUGACAGCACUGCUGCAGUGAUGUCGGACUAGAAGAAGAAGAAGAAAAAAAAAGACCUCAUUCACUUCAUCUGGAGUGUAAUGUAGCAUUGUAAAGUUUACUAGAUGAAUGAAGUACAAAAGUGCUACUAAAGCUACAUAUUUUUGAUAUGAUGUAUCAGAAGGUGUCCUUUCUGAAGUAACCACACUUGUAAUUUUUUAUAUGUAUUGGUACUAGAUGUGUACAGUUUGUGUUAAAAGAUAACAAGAUUUUAUAUCUAUUUAAGUAUUUAAAAUGCUCAUUUUCACUCCCACUGAAGUGGGAGUGUCGCCCCUGGUGAAGACGAUCAAAACCCUAGAAAGGGUUGAUUUUUGUUUUGUUUUGAUUCGUUCAUUGUUCAAGAGCCUUCUGGGCUCUAAUGUUCACGUUCCUCUUAGCGCUUUUAAUACUUUACUGACAGUACUUUUUGUUUCAGUCAGGCUGCACUUUCAUCGUAUUUUAUACCACUGACUAUGUGUCGUAGGCUGCAGCACCAAACACCAGUGACCAGAAAAAUAAAAACCCCUGUACAGCUCAGUGUCUGUGCAAUAACAAGAUGAUGGUGUUUUAUCAUCAUAAAUAAAAGUGGCGAUGUUCAGGAAUUAAUCAGAAACAUUCAGAAAUCUACAAAAAAUCUUCAGAAUGUGAGGAAAUAACAGUUUUACCAUCAGCUACAGCAGCUGAGCUACUAGCUAACUGCAGCUACAUUUAGCAGCAGUUAGCAUUCACCCUGAUUCUGUAUUUUGCGUACGAAUUUGCUACAUUUGGCACCUUUAAAAUGACCAUAGAGUGGAUUCAGUUCAUCACAAACUGAACUAUGUAACUUUCACAAAAGUAUUUUGUAUGUGGGGUCGUGGUAUUUGGUUGCACAACUGCACGCUGUACUGGUUGUUUUUAUUCUGCUGGUCAUCUGGUGUGAACUGCAUGUGAAUGUAGCUGAUGGCCAUGUUUGUCUUUAACCCAACCCAGUUGGAAGUUAUGAAAUAACACAGUCGAUGCAAUAAUGCAGUAAAAUGUGAAGAGAUUGGAAACGUGAACUAUGCAAGUCGGUUUAUAAGUUCAGUCCCCGUUAUUCAAAAAAAGGUAUAUAUUUGCCUUUUAUCUUAACUAGCUCAGUAAAUAGGUGACAUUAGGAAAAUGUUCAAAGUAACUGGAGGCUACUCAUGAGAACAGGCAGGUUAUUAAAAACCUGUUGGAAUAAAUGUCUCCUAAUUUAAUUUGAUCCAUUAGGCUGAGAUUUCAGUCGGGUUGAGGCUGUUUUUAAUGAUUAAAUCUUGAUCGUGGCCGAGUAAUUUAAACUUUUUGUCUUUUUAAAUCAGAGCUGUUGAAAAUUUGGAUAAUUUUCUCUUCAGAGGCCAGGUUGCUAAUUUAUUUAAUUCCACUUCUAUCACUGAAUUGCUUAUUGCUUUGUUUAUAAAAAUCAAGUACUGCCCGCAGCAUUAGAGGUGAGUGCUGCGUGUGAAAUACCAGAGCAGCUGUUCAGCCUGCAGACACGCGCAUGCAUACGAGCUGAAGUCCCUGCAGCGCGGCGAGGACCUCGAGUGUGUUCAGGAGAAGUCGUAUCGCAGCAUCUGAAUGAGAAGUCUCCAGAAUGUCGUCAGAAUACAAUCAGCACGUUGAAAGUCACACAUAAACGCGUAUUUAAAACACGCUGUAAGAGCUCGACCACAGCAGGGUUCAGCUGAUGAGGGCUAACAUACACUGAAUUGUUGCACUUUCAUGUUAACGUCAAAUCUUUUUUAAUUUCCCUCCCCAGCUUUCGAUGUUUAUCUCUGAUCCCCAAGACUUACCAUCCCCGGGUCCUGACACACCAACCGUCAGUGUGAGGACAGUCGGUGAGCGUCUCUGGCUCUAGUUGUUGCUUUGUUUUUUUUGGCAGAAAUCACUCUCGAUUUGGCUGUUCUGCUAAGCGAAUCAGUGAAGAGAAACAGAAAAAGAAAGCGAAAGUCCAUCGAACCUGUCACUGUAGUAACUACGUUUCACCUAUUUUAGCACGGUUUCCCCUUAUUUCGCCUCUUCGCCCAACUUUAUCGAAGCAACAGUUUCUCAGUCCACCAUCCAAGUAGUUAACAAAUGCAGACUACCACCACCUGGUGGUAUGGAGAGGUACUUAAUCCCACACAAGUGCAAUUGUAGGCUGUACUCUUCAUGCUGCGUUCAAGUGCAGCUUUUGGCUGCAGCGUAACAUUCAGCCCUUGUCCUUGUCUCCGGCAGUUCCGUUGGUGUCUGUUUGGUGUGUCGGGGCCCUUUAAACUUUUUAAUCACUGCUUAGUCGUUCGAUCAAUCAAGAAGAGCUGAUCUCUAACCUGUUAGCCUUCUGUAGCUUGUCACAGCUGCAUCUUUGUGCCUGGCAGGAAUGAAUUGUUUAACGCUAAAAGAUCUACUUUUGUUAGAUCACGUUACACCAAAGAGAAAACAGUAGAUGGUGUGUUCUGUUGGCCUGCUCUUGAAUUAACCCUCUCACGCUGAUAUUCCCCCUCAUUUUUAUGGCAGCACUUAUUAUUCAUGAUCAUGAAAACACCGAAGCUCUCGCAUGAAAUGCUAGAAUAGUUUUUAUGAUAGAAAAGGUGUUUACGGUUGCAGUUUGACGCAGCUAUCUGCUUGCAGGGCAUUUUGAUCUUUUUUUAAUUAUUGCAACACUGAAAAUAUUCCUUGACCCAGUUUAUAUUUCCCGUCCCUUUUGAAUAUAGCCACGUAAAAGAUGCUCUGGUGUUGAAAAAGCACACAUUUAAAUGAAAUAAAAGUUAGUUUCUGUUCCCCUGUCAUUGUGCUGGAGUCCACAGUGACGAGCGUACUUCAGUAAGAGCCUUUUCUUUUGUUACGGAACAAGAGGCAGAAAGACAAGUGGACCUUGAAACCAGAGUGCUGUAUCGUUUGUGUCGUCGCAAAGAGAAACCCGAUGAAGUAACGUCUCCUCACUGGAGAUGCUGGGCUUCUUUGGUGCUGCCUUUUUUUUUUUUUUUUGGUUUCUUAGACUCCUAACUUAAAUCAAUUUAAUAUAUGUAGUGCAUUUCGCUCCAGUGAUCCUGUGUAUGUUAAAUUAUACAUUAUUUGAGUGUAUGAUCAAGUUAAAUACAUGUGCUUAUCUUGAUUUUGUAUUAUUUCUUUUGAAAUAAAGAGCAUCAAAUCUG